AUGUCGCGGAUUGAAGAACUUCCCGAUGACUUCGACGAGUCACUUGACCUCAACCAGGCCCCUCCAGAGGUCACUCAAGACCUACCGCAGCCCGGGGCCGCCGGAUUCGAUGGAUUCGCGUCAACUGAAGCACCGUUCCCAAUCAACGAAGAGCGCUUGAAGGAGAUGCAAAAUGAUCCCUCUGCGCCUGAUAUGCCUCCUGCGAUGGCUUCGAUCAAAUCGCAUUCUAAAGAAGAGCUUUUGACAAUGAUGAAUAAGACACCGCUGUUCAUGACGGAUAUUGAGAAUGCGGGCGAUGAGAAUGGCGAGAACACUUUACUCGAUGCGCUCACUGCGCUGCAGAAUGAGGGUACCCGUGGCGAGGUUGCGCAGAGCUUCAAGGGACAGGGUAAUGAGGCUGUUUCAGAAAAGCGAUGGAUCGACGCUAAGGAGAUGUACACGAAGAGUAUUGCGGUUAUUUACGCCAAGGAAGAUAAAUGGGAAAAGCCGGAGAGCCUUGAUGAAGAGAAAAAGUUGCUGCGUCAGCUGGAAGAGGCGUCGCAUAUCAAUCGGGCUUUGUGUAAUCUUGAACUGGGCAACUAUCGCGCUUGCACUCUUGACUGUGCCGCUACUAUCAAGUUGAACCCCAAAAACGUCAAAGCUUACUACCGCUCUUCAAUGGCCUUGCUGAAACUCGAAAGAGUUGACGAAGCCGAAGACGCCGCUGCUAGAGGUCUAGUCGUCGAUCCAGAGAAUAAGGCUUUGCAGACUGCCGCUAAAAAGAUCGCUGACCGCAAGGCAGCUAUCGAGCGUGUCGCCGCUAAGAAGAAGGCUGAGUUAGAGCUCGCACGCAAGAAGAACCUCGUUCUUAGUACUGCUUUGCGUGCGCGCGAGAUCAGAACCCGCAAGACUGAUCAGCCACCUGAGAUGGAGGAUGCGAAGAUCAAAUUGGUUCCCGACGCUCUUUCACCGGAGAGCUCUGUUGAGUUCCCUGCUGUUUUUCUUUAUCCCAUGGAUGCCCAAUCGGACUUCGUGAAGGGCUUCUCGGAACUUCAUUCUAUUGCCGAUCAUUUGGAUUACAUCUUUCCUUUGCCAUGGGAUACUAAGAAGGAGUAUACUGUGGGUAAUGUGGAGUGCUUUAUGCAGACUGUCUCGGGUGGUCUGAUCAAGGCUGGCAAGAAGUUGCCUUUGCUUCAAAUUCUGACUGGUGGAAAGGUUGAGGUUGUUGAUGAGCUUGUUCGCAUCUUCAUUGUUCCGCUUUCUAAGACUGGUGCAUUCAUUGCCGAGAUGAAGGCUCGCAAGACGGGUUGA
Messenger RNA from Penicillium angulare, 1290 nucleotides. RefSeq names its product HSP70/90 family co-chaperone CNS1. The transcript has 3 exons. Gene Ontology annotation, biological process: protein folding. The record is from RefSeq and is a predicted model, not a curated record. Gene Ontology annotation, molecular function: Hsp90 protein binding. Bases 1 to 1290 code for a protein of 429 amino acids. NCBI's taxonomy places the organism in Eukaryota, Fungi, Ascomycota, Eurotiomycetes, Eurotiales, Aspergillaceae.